Molecule: messenger RNA, 690 nt
Organism: Strongyloides ratti
Lineage: Eukaryota; Metazoa; Nematoda; Chromadorea; Rhabditida; Strongyloididae
Product: BTB/POZ-like domain and BTB/POZ fold domain and BTB/POZ domain-containing protein
Exons: 2
Coding region: 1-690 (229 amino acids)
Molecular function (GO): protein binding
Source: RefSeq, a predicted model, not a curated record
AUGGGACAUAGUCAGUUGGAUUUUAAUAUUCAAACAUGUUCCGUAUACUCAUUUGAAUCAAUGGAUGCAGAGGAGAAAGAACCUUUUAUUUAUGACGACUUUUCAACUCCUAAUCGUUCAAGGAAUUACCCUUUAAUUGUUGGUAAAACUAUUUUUUAUGUAAACCCAGGAUAUCUCUCUGAAUAUUCAAUUUUUUUUUCAAAAUUUUUUAAUAAUAAAAAAAAUGUAGACAUAAGUUUAUUAGAUAAUACUGAAGAAAGUGAUUUCUUGGAACUUCUCAGAGUUUUACAUUAUUGUCCAAUUCGAAAACCAAUUGAUGAUUGCAAUGCUAUGUUAUGUUUUAAUUUAUCAAAUCUUUUUCAAAUUGGUACAUUAAAGAAAUAUACAGAAAAAUAUAUAAAUAAAGUAAUUAAUAAAACAAAUAAUGUUGCUAUUUUGGCUGAUAUUGUUACACACUUAAGUGUCUAUGAUAAUACUUCGGAUUCAUAUUUUCUUGCAAUAAAUAGAUUGGUAAAAUUGGAGGAUGAUAAAUUUUGUUGUUCUGAUACUUGGAAUCACUUGUCUGUUGAUGUUUUUGAUGACGUAAUAUCAUUACGUUAUCACUAUAGAAAAUAUAAGAAAUUAAAUAGAUUUUGUGAAAGGGUAAAAAAUUGGAUGGGUAGAAAAAAUAUAGAUGUUAGUUCUUAUUAA